UGGCUGCCAUUUUGCGACAUAUUAUGGUAUUAUAUUAUCAUAUAUGAUGAAGGCUAUUGCCUGAAGGUAACCGGGGACCGAUUAAAAUGGUUGCCACCGUCAACAUGGAUGCAAAAACGUGCCGUCUUACCGACAUGGUUUUGUCAGGGGUUGACCAUAGAGUUGUGCCAGAGGACCUAGAGGUUCCAAGAGAGGCCUUUGUAGGCCCUUCAAUGCUACUCUAUGGCCAAGGCCUGGUUAGGUUAGGGUUCGGGAUAGGCUAAGGAUUAAGAUAAGGGUUAAAGUUAGGGUUAGAGUUAGUGUUAAGGUUAGGAUUAGAGUAAGGGUUUGAGUUAGGGUUAAGGGUUAGUGUUAAGGUUAGAGUUAGUGUAAGGUUAAGGGUUAGGGUUAAGGGUUAGACUUAGGGUUGAUGUUAAGGGUUAGAUUUAGGGUUAGAGUUAGGCUAAGGAACAGAUAAGGCCUAGAGUUAGGGUUAAGGUUAACAAGGUAAAGGUUAGGAUUAGGGUUAGAGUUAAGGGUUAGGGUUAGAUUUAGGGUUAGCUUUAAGGUUAGGGUUAGGGUUAGUUUAAGGGUUAGGGCUAAGUUUAAGGCUUGGAGUAAGUGUUAGGGUUAGAGUAAGUGUUCAGGUUAGAUUUAGGGUCAGAUUUAGAGUUAGGGUUAGCAAGGUAAGAUUAGGGUUAGAUUAAGGGUUAGGGCUAGGUUUAAGGGUCAGAGUAAGUGUUAAGGUUAAGGGUUAAGGUUAGGGUUCAGGUUGCAGUUAGCUUUAAGGUUAGGGUUAGGGUUAGAUUUAGGGUUAGCAUUAAGGGUUAAGCUAAGGAACAGAUAAGGGUUAGGGUUAAGGUUAACAAGGUAAGGGUUAGGAUUAGGACUAAGGUUAGAUUAAGGAUUAGUGCUAAAUUUAAGGGUCAGAGUAAGGGUUAGGGUUAGAAUUACAGUUAAGGUUAGGGUUAAAGUUUAGGAUUAGUGUUUAGGUUGCAGUUAGUUUUAAGGUUAGGGUUAGGGUUAGAUUAAGGGUUAGGGCUAGGUUUAAGGGUCAGAGUAAGGGUUAGGGUUAGAUUAAGGGUUAGGUCUAACUCUGCGUGAGGCGUAACUGUGCACAACCUUCAAAGCCUCCUCCGCCUCCUCCUCCUUCUCUCUCUCCUUUCCUUCUGUUUCGCUCCUGUCUUUCCAGGCGGCGGCACAGAGGGGGCGCCAUUUCCUGCGCAGGCGACGCCUCUCCCUCCUCCUCCUCCUCCUCCUCCUCUCAUUCCCCCCUUUUUCCUGCCGGAAAGAAAAGGUGGGAGGGCACCCUCCUCCAUCCCUCCAUCCCUCCUUUUUCCCAUUCCCCCUUUUUUCUUUCGGAGGAGAGGAGGAAGAGGAAGAAGGAAAGGAGGAAGAGGAGGAUGGUGUUGCACUUCCUCUCGGCUGCCACUGCUGCAAAAGAAGAGGAAGAGGAAGAGGAGGAAGGAGGGAAGGAGGAAGGGAAGGAGACGGAGGAGGGAGGCCUGGAGGCGACAACGCAUUUCCCGCGACGCUGGAUACAAAAUCGUCAUCUUGACUUCGGCACCACAUUUUCCAUGACCAUUUGACCAUCUGACAAACCCACGAACGCAAUAGUCGCUCGAAAUCGGCGCAAUCCGCCCGACAGACCUACGAAAUCCAGGCCGCACAAAAUUUUGUGCCGCACGUAAUCAUGCGCAGGAACCAUUUUGCCGAUGCGGACAGACUAAAAGAUGUAAAAUGAUUGCGCAUUAAAUGGCGGCGAGUCGUUCCGGGACCGUUUAUGUAAUUUCCACGCCGCCGCCAUUGCGCAGGAAAUGAGAACAGUCUCGUAGAUAGGGGUAUUUAAACGGGAUUUUUACGUAUCCGAACCAUGGGAUGCCGCCAAAGUUCGGAGGAGAAGGAGGCAGCGCGCCGCUCACGCCGCAUUGACCGCCACUUGCGGUCGGAGAGCCAACGCCAGCGCCGCGAGAUCAAGCUUCUCCUCCUUGGGACGAGCAAUUCAGGGAAGAGCACCAUCGUCAAACAGAUGAAGAUCAUCCACAGCGGCGGCUUCAACCUCGACGCGUGCAAAGAGUACAAGCCUCUCAUUGUCUACAAUGCCAUCGACUCGCUGACACGCAUUAUCCGCGCACUGGCGGCGCUGCGCAUUGACUUCCACGACCCGGACCGCGCCUAUGAUGCUGUCCAGCUCUUCGCGCUGACGGGGCCAGCAGAGAGCAAAGGCGAGAUCACGCCAGAGCUCCUCGGUGUCAUGAAGCGUCUCUGGGAUGAUGCCGGCGUCCAUGAUUGUUUCCGGCGCUCGAACGAGUACCACCUGGAGGACAACGCGGCGUACUACCUGGACGGGCUGGAACGCAUUGCGGCGGCAGACUACGUGCCGACGGUGGAGGACAUCCUGCGCUCGCGCGACAUGACGACGGGGAUCGUGGAGAACAAGUUCACCUUCAAGGAGCUGACGUUCAAGAUGGUGGAUGUGGGCGGGCAGCGCUCCGAGCGCAAGAAGUGGAUCCACUGCUUUGAGGGCGUCACCGCCAUCAUCUUCUGUGUCGAGCUCAGCGGUUACGACCUCAAGCUCUACGAGGACAACCAGACGAGUCGCAUGGCGGAGAGCCUGCGCCUUUUUGACUCCAUCUGCAACAACAACUGGUUCAUCAACACCUCCCUCAUCCUCUUCCUGAACAAGAAGGACCUCCUGGCGGAGAAGAUCCGGCGCAUCCCGCUGACCGUCUGCUUCCCGGAGUACAAGGGCCAAAACACGUACGAAGAGGCCGCCGUCUACAUCCAGCGCCAAUUCGAGGACUUGAACCGCAACAAGGAGACGAAGGAGAUCUACUCGCACUUCACCUGCGCCACCGACACCAGUAACAUCCAGUUUGUAUUCGAUGCCGUGACGGACGUCAUCAUCCAGAACAACCUGAAGUACAUCGGACUUUGCUGAGGGCGCUUUCGGGAAAAAACGGUCGAAAUGAGUAAAACAAAUGAAUAAAAAACCGAGUAAAAAACGAGGAAAGCGACCUGACGGUGGCAACAGCGGAGAGAACGAAAAUGAAUAAACGGAUGCAGGAGGGUCAGUAAUUCGGAAGAGGACUCCAUCGCGGACGGGAGAAGUUGGAAUCAGUGGUCGCGGAUUUCGUGGUGGCGAAACCCCACGGGGAAACGGAGUGGUGGACGUUUCCGGACUAGAUAGCGGAUAGCGCCGUCGCCGUUGUCUUUGACUCGCGUUGCUCUUGGCUCUUGAAAUGAUCGUUUCUGGGAAUUAUAAUUUGUCCGUUCUCUAAUUUAUUUAUUUAUUUAUUGAUCCCUGAUAUGUGUUGGUCUUAACGAGAAUUAAUUAAUCGAGAGAGAAAUGAAUGAUUUUCCUAAAAUUUAAGACUUUAUUUAAGACUAAAUUAAACAUUUAUUUACAGCGGUGAGGGAUUUAUUUUAUAACUUGAAAUGUUUUUUUUACAUAACUUUAAUUUUUUAUUUUAUUGCCAAAUAAUUGUGCUCUAAAAACAAACAAA
Molecule: messenger RNA, 3485 nt
Organism: Sceloporus undulatus (fence lizard)
Lineage: Eukaryota; Metazoa; Chordata; Lepidosauria; Squamata; Phrynosomatidae
Gene: GNAZ
Product: G protein subunit alpha z
Exons: 3
Coding region: 1853-2920 (355 amino acids)
Biological process (GO): adenylate cyclase-modulating G protein-coupled receptor signaling pathway
Cellular component (GO): heterotrimeric G-protein complex
Molecular function (GO): G protein-coupled receptor binding; G-protein beta/gamma-subunit complex binding; GTP binding
Source: RefSeq, a predicted model, not a curated record